Messenger RNA from Prorocentrum cordatum, 453 nucleotides. The record is from the annotation of a GenBank genome assembly. Lineage: Eukaryota; Dinophyceae; Prorocentrales; Prorocentraceae.
AUGUCGCGGGGUCGCGCCGUGGCGGCGCUGCUGGAUGUGCCGGGGGCGGCGAAGCCACAGAGGCCGCCGCAGAGUCGCAGUUUGGACGUCUACGAGUUCGAAAACUUGGUGAUGAAACUGGUAGGCCGGAAGAACGACGACGCUCGCAUCAAGGCGUUGAAGGUCGUGGAAGAGCUCGGCUACACCGAGAAGGAGGAGCUGCAGCUGAGCGGCCUCUUCUUCAUGCUGGACGAGCGCCAGACCAAGUCCCUGGGCGUCACGGCCAUCCGCGCCAUCGCGGACCGCCUGCACCUCGAGAUGAGGCCGGAGGCCUUGUGGGGUCUGCUGCAGGAGUUCAGCACCGACAGCAGCGCGGCGGAGGUGGACUUCGCUGGCUUCCUGCGCCUGUUCCGCCAACUCGCGCCCCACGGCCCGGGCAUCGCGCUCCGACAGAUCUUUGCGCUGGGCGACUGA